AAAUGAUUCUCAUGUUGUGAGUGUGUUUCAUACAGUAGCUAAUCUCUUCUUAAGAGGGAUAUCUAGUGACAGGAUAGACUGGAUAUUAAUAUGUGCACUCAGAGAGAUUGUCCUUAUGUUGAAGACAGAUAUACUGCAGUGAAUUCAAUCCAAACAGUGUUGUGCUGCAAAUACACAAAAUAUGAAAAUAUACUGUACACAGAUAAAAAGAUUUUUCUGUGCAUUCUGUGGCCUUCUGGUAAGUAUAAUUGAUUUGCAUAAGUCUUGCACUAAAUUUAAAAAGGAAAUCUGCAUCCAAACUAUAUUGAAAUAUCCAGAUCAUAGAUCAUUUCCCGUUUUUACAGGUGCAACCCCCUUCAUCCUGUUUGCUGUUGCUUGCGCAGAUGCGUAGUGUGUGUUAAGCCGGUGUAAUUCUCAUGUGAUGGAUGCUCACUGUGGGAUUAUGGAGAGGCGCUGAGGUGUUUUGUAGUUAAGACUUCCACACUGUCCCAGCACUUUUCUAAUACAACCUCCUCAACAUGAAGACUGUCCUUGCCACACUGGUCCUGUUCGCCGCUGUGCUACACAGUGAGGGGUUGAAGUGUUACAGCUGUGUAGCAAAUAACGCGGACGAGUGUUUCCAGCAGGGCUCGACUGUGUGUCCUGCUCAUUCAGAUGCCUGCUCUACCAUCACAGGACCCAACUCUGUGAUGAAGUCAUGCGCUUACAAGUCCUUCUGUGACAAGUCUCACAGGAGCAAUGGGGAGAUGAAGCUGGAAUGCUGCUUCAGUGACGACUGUAACGGCCCUCACCGGUCCCACAGCCAUGGGGAGCACCACAACACCGCCAUGAGCCUGAGCUCCAGCCCCGUCCUGCUGCUGGGGGUCCUGCUGCUUAGACUGGCUCUCAGUUCCCUGUAAACCUGAACACAGAGUCCCUCAGUCAUACAUGGAACAUAAAUACAUAAAUAAAUGAUGGAGUACAAGUGUUAAUGUAACAGAUAGAUGAGCUUUUGUCUCUUGGGCGGCAGGAUAAUCUGUGUGUUUUUGCUGUUACACAUAAAGGGGUUAAAUAAACACUGCUUAGAUUUGCUGUUCAUCUCUUUUAUUUUCUGUUGUAUGUGAGCUCAAAUGAGCAUCUGCUAAACUAAUGAAUAAAUAAAUGAC
This is a messenger RNA of Cyprinus carpio (common carp), 1145 nucleotides long. RefSeq lists its product as uncharacterized. The record is from RefSeq and is a predicted model, not a curated record. NCBI's taxonomy places the organism in Eukaryota, Metazoa, Chordata, Actinopteri, Cypriniformes, Cyprinidae.